AUGACGUCCCCGAUAAAUGAUGCGGACUUCGCUCUCGACAACACACUUGCUAUGUCCAACACUGAACUCGCCAAUCUGGAAGGCCUGGAUUUGCUAAAUCCAGAUAUCGAUUUCGCGGACUUUCUCACAACAUCACAGACGGACGAUGGUAAAAUCAUUUCAUCUUCACCAAUAAUGGAAAUGGCACCUGAUCCGCAGCGUUUGACGCAUUCAUCAAAUGAAUUAUCGUUAUCAAUUCCAUUAUCGCUACCAACUUACACACCUCGCUCACUCAUCCAACGACCAAAGGUGAAACCUGGAACAGGCAGAAUCGCCAAUCUCAUGUUCCAUACCUUGAAAUCCUAUCCCCAGAUGAUGCUUCGACCGGAUACCCUGCCACCAUUUAUCCAUCCGGCAUGGGUUCUGGUGCACAUGGUCAGUAGCCGAGUCUGGGGGAGUCGGAAGUUGUUUUGGCGAAAUGUGCGUAUGGAGUGUGAGAGGCUGUGUGAAGAGUAUCCGAGAAUGAAGAAAGGGGAAUUGCUUGCUGCAAUGCAAGCGCUCGCGAUUUACAUUAUCAUGAGGCUGGAUGAAGGCGAGACGGAGUAUAAUAACUUUGAUUUACUAUUAUGCAAAACUGUGAUUCUCAUAUCUAAAGAGCACAAUCGAAAUGACAAUACAGAUACCGUACAAUCUGUAUCAAGCGACAUCGAUCGCGAAAGCAAAUGGCAAAAAUGGAUAUACACCGAAUCUCAUCGACGACUGUGCAUAGUCUACAAAAUCAUCAACAUGCUCAUCUACUUCGAGCCAUCCGGAGACUGCGACUCGCGCGGAACGGGGCUCAUCCUCGCACCACUCCCAGCCAGAAAACAACUUUGGGAAGCAAACGACGAGAUCACAUGGAAUAUGGAAACAGACCGAGAAAGCAAGCCCGACUCUCGUACUGACACUACCGAAACCUUUUCCGCGUCUUCUUCCACGACGUUUGGAUUGGCUACGAACGGUGAAUUAGUUACUUUGGACAUGCGACAAGGGCAAAAUUUUUGUGCCAAUGCCGCGUUAUCAAUGCACACGCAGCAGUCGCUACUCAAUGGCGGUUCAUCUUCGUCGUCUCCGAAGAUAAGGGCGAAUUGGGAAGAUUGGUGUGCCGGGAUGGAUGGGCUUGGGGGUCUUGUGAUGCUUGCUGCUUCUUUAGUAGAAUGA
Messenger RNA from Talaromyces amestolkiae, 1179 nucleotides. RefSeq lists its product as uncharacterized. The record is from RefSeq and is a predicted model, not a curated record. NCBI's taxonomy places the organism in Eukaryota, Fungi, Ascomycota, Eurotiomycetes, Eurotiales, Trichocomaceae. Bases 1 to 1179 code for a protein of 392 amino acids. The transcript has 5 exons.